AUGUCUUUAACACGUGUAGCCCCGAGUAGACUUGUGCCUGGGGCAAAUGGUGUCUUUCUUACACGUGCUGUAAAGAAGUUAACACCAAUUGAAGUGGCACCGCUGCGGGAUGCGAUUGCCCCUCCAUACAUGGUGAAUCUCAUUCAUACACCUUCUCAUACCAUAUCGCUGCGGCGUUUUCUCGCCCUACGGCAUCAAUUCAGUACAGGACUGUACUUCAAUAUAGCGACAGCACGUGGAUGGUAUUUACUAGUGCCGAGCCAUCACGCACCACUUGCAGAUGCUGCAGGACUUCAGGCUUGGCGAGAUCGACAUCAUUAUAGGUAUCUUGCUGGAAAGAGAGAGAAGAAGAAUAAUACGGAUAAUCAUAAUAAUAAUAAUAAUAAUAAUAGUGUGUUGGAGCAGAGUGUAUCAACAACGGCAACAACUACUAAUGGAACUAGGAAAUUGGAUAAUGAGUCUGAUUUUUGUAAAACUGAGGAAGAGGAUGGAGAUAAUAAUAACAAUAAUAAUGAUUUUGAUGAUGAUGAUAAUGAUGAUUAUCAUUAUUCUAGUAGUGACAUGGAAAGAAUUGGAAAGUAUAGUUCUGGAUCAUUAACUACAAAGAAAACUUCACAUCCAUUAUCUCAGAGACCACAACUUCAUAUAUCGCCUCUAACUAUUGCAGAGGAUCAUCUCUUUGAGAUCAAUGAUGGUAUUCUGUGGGAAAUACCUCCACGAGAUGAUCUUGCCAACUGCGAGUACUGGAAAAUGCACAGAGAACGUAUGCAAUUAUAUGAAGAUACAAACUCUGGUAAAAGUGAAGAAGAGUUACUUACCAUGUCUCAAUCUAUAGAUGGUGAAAGGGAAUCAAAAGACGGGGUGAUAAAGAAGGAUCAAUAUAUGCAGAUGCAACAAAUCCUUCGAGCCCUCACACGUAAAGCCAAUGUACGAUUAGAGGUAGAUGAUAAUACACACUUACUGACACUAGUGCCAAUUGUAAACUUAAAGGAAGGUGACGAGUUGUUCCUUCAUUACGGUCGUGAAUGGUGGUCUCAGCGACUUCUCUCUAGUGUAUUUAUGUCCGUCUCAGAUGCUGAAAUGAGAAAUGUUCGCUGGAUUGAAUCUCUUUUCAUGGAACCUACAGAUGUUGCUAAACCAUUUCCAUUGCUUUGCUCUGCAAUUGCAAAAAAGAAGCAUAAUAAGAAGAAUAAGAAAAACAGUGAAGAUAAAACUGAAAAAGAGCGUGUAAAUGAAAUGUCUAGUUCUAGCAAUAUUUCAAGAGUAGAAAGUGAAGGAAAGUUAGUGCUCUAUAAUAUAGCCACACAGCGAAAAGCCACAGAUACAGAAUCCCUUGUUUUUGCGCUGCGUAGAAGUUGUGUUAACCAAGAUUUUUUUACCCGUUUGGUUGGGGCACAUGGAACGGGAGUGUUUGAUGUCUCGCGUUGUGAUGAUGAGAUUCCACUUCGUCAACUACGCCGUGUGUUGUUGGCAUCCCUGCGUGAAGAACAGUUAUCGCAAUCCACAGGAAUAUCAACAACAGCAACAAGAAGAGGAGGAAAAGAAAGAGAAGGAGAAGGAGAAGAAGAGGGCGGCUUAAGAGUUGGGUUGAAAAAAGGAGAAGACGAGGAGGAUGAUGGUUCCCUCGUGCUUUGA
Trypanosoma theileri is the source of this 1635-nucleotide messenger RNA. RefSeq lists its product as uncharacterized. The transcript has a single exon. Lineage: Eukaryota; Euglenozoa; Kinetoplastea; Trypanosomatida; Trypanosomatidae. The record is from RefSeq and is a predicted model, not a curated record. The coding region runs from base 1 to 1635 and encodes 544 amino acids.